Messenger RNA from Bursaphelenchus xylophilus (pine wood nematode), 8966 nucleotides. Lineage: Eukaryota; Metazoa; Nematoda; Chromadorea; Rhabditida; Aphelenchoididae. The record is from the annotation of a GenBank genome assembly.
AUGUUCCGUUAUGUAAUCUGGCUUUUAUUUGUACUGAGUGAUUUCACCGAGGGUAGUAAAUUCACCGUCGGUUUGAAGAGGCAUGAGAAGAACAAAACGCAAAGUGAGUUUCUGGGGAUCUGAGAAGCCGCGGAUGGGAUAGUAAAAGAUGGCCGACAAAGGAUUUAUAUGCUUACAAGGGAAGGUAACUAACAAGGGAAGUACCCCAAGUGCGACGCUUAGAUUUUCUUUAAAAUUUGCACACACGUUGAGUAUGGUCUAAGCAUUAAUUCCUGAAAGUUUUAGCUCGCGCUUUGCAAGUGCAGCCGAGAUAUGGAACGAUUUUUGCCACCGAGAGAGCACGCUAAACGUGGAGAGCGGACAGUGAGAAAACACCCUUUUGGCCAGAACUUUGGCAGUUUCGAGCGGAAAAAUUUGAUUUUUUGUAGAAACAUUGCCCUUUACGGUUGAAAUAGGCAGGAAACUUUUCGAGCCGAAAUUCGGCAAAAAGUCCAAUUUUUUGGCCGACUUUUGAUCUAAAAAUAUCGGUUGUUUCUGCAAAGCGCGAGCUAGGAUUCUCGCAUAUAUCUUAGAAAAAAAUAUUCAAAAUUUGUGCCAAGCUUCAUCAAAAUCUGAGCGUCGCACUUGGGGUACUUCCCCUGUAAGUGUCACCCUCGGAUUUUCUUUGAAUUUUGCGCACACUUCGGACAUAGGCCACAUUUCAGCUUCUGGAAAACUUUAGCUCGCGUUUUGAAGGGGCGCCAGAGAUAUUGGACAAUCUUUUCGGCCAGGAGAAUAUGCGAAAUGCGGAGAGCGAUUAGAGCAAAAUUCAUUUUUAGGCCAUAUUGUUUCCAGUUUCAUGCUGAAAAAAUAUAUUUUUUUUGGAGAAACAUUAUCCUCUACGGUUGAAAUUUGCUUUCUUACUAAACUUUUUUUACUAAAAUUCGCAAAAAACGUCGUAUUUUUUUCAAUUUUGAAACUACAAAUUCUGCGAAGCGCAAGUUGGGAGCCUCGAAGACACUUAAAACACGAUUUCUGAGUCACUGGAUCAGCCAUGGACAUAGGAAAAAAUCGAUUUUGAGUUUUUGAUUUUAAAAUGACUGUAGGCAUCCUAUAAACAUAAUGCUGAAAUAUUUUUGCCCAAUUCCUUCGUUAACCUACUGUAAUUUACAAUUUAAUGCUUUUAGAGUAAUCGACCAUUACAAGAAAACUACUGAUUAGAAAUGGCUGAAAUUGGCAAUACUUAUGUUUUAGGCCAUGCCCGUCAUAAUAGACAUAGAAUUUUGGCAGUCGGGUUACUGUAACAUACCGCAAUAUAGGUACGGCCGCACAAAAUCGGCCAUAAAAAAUUUGUUUCUGAAAACCCGCAGCUGAUUUUUACAUAUGUUAAUCAGCGUAAAAUUCUGCCCUAGAAACAUUAAAAAAAAGUGUAAAAAACCAUGAUCCGUUUUUCGUGGUAUAGUGGAUUUUGGCCAAAUUUAGUAAUCCAAGGGUCGCGAGUUCGAUCCCCGUGGAAGCAAAAUCCGUAAUACCGCCCAGAACCAUAAAAAAUCAAUUGGGCUGAGUUGUAUAGCAUACACGGGAAGCAUAAAAACCUUUAUAAAAAUUGAUUUGCAAUUUUGAAAGCAUUUUUUGAAGAUGACAUCAGAAUUUUGUUUUUCGUGGAUUACGGUGCAAAUUUAGUUUAGGAAUGUUGGUAAAAAUUACUGUAUAAAGGUUUUCAAGCCUUCUAAAUUCAAUGGGACAAAUUUUUCGGGCCUAGGAUUACUGUAACAUGGAGAAAACAAAUUUCGGCCGCUAAAAAUCGGCCGUAAAAAUGUUGUUUUCAAAAAAACGCCAUUCAUUCUGCGAUUUUUGGAAUCAGCGUGAAAUUUGGCUCUAGAAUCAUUACAUACUGUACCUUAGUUGACCGUUUGAAUUUUACAGAAUUUUUUUGCCGUAAAAUCACAAAUUUUGAGGUGAGUGAAGUCAUCCGCGGAAAUCGAAAAAUAAAAUCAUGAGUUUCUAGGCUAGAAGUAUGUACAACCACUAAUAAAAUAUAGCUUCAAAAUAUUUUUGUUUAAUUCCAUUGCUAAUGCAGUUUUAUUUACAAUUUUCAAAUAUGAAAAUAAUUCACCACAGAGAAAAAAGUAUUUGACAACAUGACUGUGUUUGGAGUUGAUAUAGUGUGGAAUUGUACGCUGAUUCCAAAAAUCGUAGAAUGAAUGGCGUUUUUUUGAAAACAACAUUUUUACGGCCGAUUUUUAGCGGCCGAAAUUUGUUUUCUCCAUGUUACAGUAAUCCUAGGCCCGAAAAAUUUGUCCCAUUGAAUUUAGAAGGCUUGAAAACCUCUAUACAGUAAUUUUUACCAACAUUCCUAAACUAAAUUUGCACCGUAAUCCACGAAAAACAAAAUUCUGAUGUCAUCUUCAAAAAAUGCUUUCAAAAUUGCAAAUCAAUUUUUAUAAAAGUUUUUAUACUUCCCGUGUAUGCUAUACAACUCAGCCCAAUUGAUUUUUUAUGGUUCUGGGCGGUAUUACGGAUUUUGCUUCCACGGGGAUCGAACUCGCGACCCUUGGAUUACUAAAUUUGGCCAAAAUCCACUAUACCACGAAAAACGGAUCAUGGCUUUUUACACUUUUUUUUAAUGUUUAUAGGGCAGAAUUUUACGCUGAUUAACAUAUGUAAAAAUCAGCUGCGGCGUUUGAGAAAUAACUUUUUUAGGGCCGAAUUUGUGCGGCCGAACCCACAUUACGGUAUGUUACAGUAACCCGACUGCCAAAAUUCUAUGUCUAUUAUGACGGGCAUGGCCUAAAACAUAAGUAUUGCCAAUUUCAGCCAUUUCUAAUCAGUAGUUUUCUUGUAAUGGUCGAUUACUCUAAAAGCAUUAAAUUGUAAAUUACAGUAGGUUAACGAAGGAAUUGGGCAAAAAUAUUUCAGCAUUAUGUUUAUAGGAUGCCUACAGUCAUUUUAAAAUCAAAAACUCAAAAUCGAUUUUUUCCUAUGUCCACGCCUAAUUGGCGGCUGAUUCAGUGACUCAAAAAUCGUGUUUUAAUAUAUAAAGCGGGAGAUAAAAGAUUUUCUGAAAAAUUUUUGAAAUUUUUCUGUUUUUACUUUUUUUUUAAAAAAAAAGUAAAUUUUCAGUUUACUUCAAGGAAAAUGCAAAAGAAAGUCAAUUUUGUUUCUGGCUUUCCGACUUCAAGGUCGGGAGUAGGACCGGAUCUUACUCCCCGCUCGUAGUCGCCGAAAGUCAGAGCUUGUUUUUACUUUAUUCCUCUUUUUGGCCCCGCACUGCAGGUUGCAAGGUUGAUGCCAAGUCUUUCCCUGAUGUGUCAAGUUUUUCUCUUCCGAAAAAAUUAUUUUUACGUUUGUGCGACGUUGUGAAGUAUGUUCUCCACGAAGAUGGGCUGGAAAGUGAUCAAGUAAGUUAGCAUUGGCAAGAGGAGAUGUACGUUUUUCAUUUGACAUCAAAAAUUUCCAUUUUAUUUCAGAGAAAGGUACAAAAUUUUUCCAAUUCGUAAAGCUUCAUGACCAUGGAUAAUGUAAGUGAGAUUAUCUCCUUUUUUGCUACGACGUCAAGAUUCUAAGUCGGGAAACGUUUAGAGGAGACCCCACUCUCAUGUAUAUUCUCCAUGUAUGAAACCCCAUAACGUAAAAAUUUCAAAUACUGUACUAACUUUCCAAAAGUAUGUUAUACUAAAGUAAAACCUAUGCAAACUAUCUUCAAGUUAUUGUAACAACGUUAUUUGAGCCUUAUUACGUUAUUACCUCAGUUUAGAACGCAUUCGUGGCAAAAAUCCGGCAGAUCUGAGCGGAUUUCGAUAUUGUACAUGACACCUAGAAAUCGAAUUUGGUGGCGUUUGAUAGAUAGAGUAUAUAACAAAACUAAAGUGAGGUGUCCUCUAGAACUCGCCAGCCUAGAACUGUUAACUCCAAUAACGGAACAAAAAACGCGAUAAGCGCACUUACAUUAUCCAUGGUCAUGAAGCUUUACGAAUUGGAAAAAAUUUGUACCUUUCUCUGAAAUAAAAGGAAAAUUUUUGGUGUCAAAUGAAAAAAGUACAUCUCCUCUUGCUAAUGCUAACUUACUUGAUCACUUUUCAGCCCAUCUUCGUGGAGAAAAUAGAUUCACAACUUCAAAAAAAAUCAAAACGUUUCUUCCGGGAGAGAGAAAUUUGACACAUCUGGAAUUCCCGGGCGCAGCUCGCAAAAAUAGUUUUGAAGAAAAUAAAUUGGCGCGCAGGUGAGUAAAAACGGCAUCCUACUCACCAGCCAAAAUGGGCGAGCCAUUUUUGUUUCAACUUUCCGGAUCGACCUUUUAGCGAGCCAUUUUUGAUCCAACUUUCCAAAAAUUUGUCGUUCGGAGUAAGAAUGUUUUUUGACUCUCCGAAAUCGAAAAUUUCCGGAAAUUUUUCAAAAUUUACUUUUUUUUUAAAAAAAAAGUAAAAACAGAAAAAUUUCAAAAAUUUUUCAGAAAAUCUUUUAUCUCCCGCUUUAUAUUUCAAAAAGUUUGUGCCAAGCUUAACCAAAUUUUGAGCGUCGCACUUGUAGAACUUCCCCUGAUAGGAAAUUAUCGCGCAGGCGCUUGAUUCCAACUUCAUACUAACAAAGAAAGCAAAAAUCAGUGUUUAAAGAACUGUUUUUUUUGUCUGCCCGACUUCUCUCACUUUGGAUGACCUCUUGAAUCCAUUGAUCAUGAAUUAUCAUAAAUUUCCUUUUUAGUUGUUCGUGACUCCACUGGUUCAACGACAGCUCCUCGGACAUACGGCCAGACACUGAGCUCACAGCACAAUCUGGAGUAUCGAGGUAAGGCGACCAGAAUUUGCAUUUCAUAAUUUGGCAUACGAUUAAGUACAAUGUAGUCUAAUAAUUUCGAAUUUUUAGGAAUUGUCUCUGUUGGAACGCCACCGCAAACAUUUGAAGUGGUCUUUGACACCGGUUCCGAUAUUUUCUGGCUCCCAGAGCUUGGAUGUUCGAGUAGUGGCGUUGAUGUGCACGCUUGUGCGUCUGGGGUUGAUGUCUACAAUCCACAAGCAUCGACGACGAGUUUGCAGCUAACGCAGACUUUUCAAAUUCAAUAUGGAACCGGAUCAGCUACUGGAUAUUAUUACGAUGAUGUCUUUAGUGUAAGUCGGCAAUUCAGAGAGCUUUUUAACGCCAAUUUUUUAUGGGAGGGGUUUAAUAAAGGGCUGAUAGACUCUUACAAUGUUAGAUACAAAUCGAAUGACUUUUUCAUGUCAAAAUUCGCAAAAAAAGCGUCACAUUUAUGCCGUUUUUCGAUAAAGAAAUCUCGGUUAUUUAUGCAAACCACGAGCUGGGAGCCUCGCAUACGCAGUAGGAAAAAAAUAUAAAUUUGUGCCAUAUAACGGUCUAUCGGUAAAAUAAAGAACACUCUGUCGUUUAACACUCCAAAAAGUUGCUGAAAUGAAAAGCAAUUUAAUUUUGCCGCGACACAAUUCAUUUUCUUGGCGGCGAUGCGAUUUUCGCUGCGACAGAGUGCUCAUUAUUUUCCCGACAGACAUAUAAAGAAAGCUUUUUCAGUUCGGCGAUGCCACACAGCCAACAUCUGCCAUCUCCGUUGGGAACGUGACGUUCGGCGCGGCUCGCCGAAUGACGUUCUCCGAUCAAGGCAUCCUCGGAUUAUCCUUUGCCAACGGAAACGACCCCACCCCGAUCUUUCAGCUGGCUGUGGAGCGCGGCGUGUUCGAAGAGCCCUACUUCACCGUCUAUCUGCAGAAGUGCACACACAACUGCGACGAGGGCGGCUUAAUCACGUUCGGCGGGCUGGAUAACGAGCACUGUGAGCCGAUCGUGGGCGAGACCGCGCUGAUUCAGGGAACGCCGUAUUGGCUGUUUUCGUUGGAUGCGGUGGUGUAUCAGAAUGUUAGGAUUACGAAACAACAAGUAAGAUCUGCAAAUGGCAUCAGUAAGAGUCAUAUCAGACUGUCGGGAAAAUAAUGUUGCCUUGAGAAAAAUAUUAGGUUGUCCCACAAAUAAUGUCCCUCUUUGAAAAAUUUACUUCUGCGACAAAAUUUACCGUAAUAACAGCAAUCUAAUUAAUCAAAAUAAUUACCAUAUGCUUUAACACGUUGAUUACAACGUGCCAAGCAUUUUUUUAUUCCAGUAGUUUAAAAGUCCCGGCAUCUGGAGCCGAUGAAACUUUUGGAGGCCUUUUCAAGGGCGUCUUAAUUGAUUAAUUUUCUACCACGGAUGAAACGUGGUAGAUCCUUGGACAGGUGGUAGUCUGCAUAGGCUAUCUACAGCGAAUAUACCAGACGAAGAAGAGUUUCGUAUCUCGGUUAAUUCGGCUUCUGGAGGGUAAUUUUUAGAAGGUGAGGUUGCGCGUUUCCGUUAAAAAUGUUCGAACUUCUGUGGCGUACCGUGGAAGGCCGAUUGUGCAACAAGCUGUCUAUGCAGGUACAGUAGGAGGUGGUGUUUACAGUUUGGCCCGGUUCCAGGAAACAGUAAUGCAUGAAUCCCACGUUGCGCCAUCAAAAAUUGACCGUCACCGUCUUAGAGGAACUAAGACUUUGGGACGUGCUGUGGUGGUACCCCGGAUGACCACCUUUGAGAAAAUCUUGCCUAGGUGUCGUAGUUGAUUCUCAUUUUGUCACAAGCUAUGAUACGAUCCAGAAAAGCAGGAUCUUAGGCUCGGUAAAGCAAAAAAGCGAAGCCUUCAUUCUGGGCCUUGGUCCAAUAAUAUGGGAAGAAUUCGUCGAGCUUUUUCUUUAAUUUAUCGACAUUGCACUGUUAUCCACCGAUAAUUUUGAUACCACCACAUUGCCGGAAAGGCGUCGGACGUAGAUUCCAUGACUUCCGUCGACCAAUGACCUCAGGGUAAAUUCGCAAAGCUGGCAUGAUGUGUUUUUCCUUCGGGGUUCCUGUGGCUAGGUCGAAUUUUUUUAAACGCUCGUUUCACCGUGGCCGGACUCACAGCACACUGGUCAAACAUGGCGUUGAUAUUUGGUGUAACUUCUAAAACCUUCAUACCCUGUUUUUGCUCCCACAAGUUGAUGGCACAAAUCGUCCUUUUUUCCGAAAUUUUGAAGUGGGGCUAAAUUACUGUAAUUUCAUCGAAAUAUGGCAGAUGACAUAUUAAACAAAAGCUUGAAAUCAUGGCUACAAAAUGCUAGAAUAUUACGAAAUUUGGUUGUUGCUUACGUUUUUUAUAGACCUUUGACUUGACCCCUCUCGAAGAGGGACAUUAUUUAUGGGACAACCUAAUAUCUCUCUUCGACGCAGUCGCGCAUGAAAGACCAUCUAGCCGUCGCAAAUUUAUGAUGGUCGAGUCCACAUUAUUUUCCCGACAAACUGACAUCAGCCCGUCGGGAAAAUAAUGAGCAAAAAGCCGCCGCGCCAAUCGCAUCGCUGGAGUGAAAAAUCAAGUUCAUCUUGUCUCGACACAGUUCAUUUUCCAUGCAGUUUUGGAUGUGACAUGGUGCUCAUUAUUUUCCCGACAGACUGAUAAUAAAAAAGAGUCCAGAAAAUCGCUUUUCAAACAUCAUUUUUAAAAUUUCUUUGAGAGCAAGGGUGUCAUCACUACCUUUUUCCAGGCAAUCGUCGACACGGGCACAUCGAUCAUCAUUGGGCCGCAAUCCUCGGCCAGCAAGAUUCUCCGGCAAAUUAACGCUCAGUCGAUUGGCGGCGGCAAUUACAUCAUCGAUUGCGACGCCCAAUUUUCCAUCGACUUCACUAUCAAUGGAAAGGUCUACAGCGUUGAGGCGGACCAACUAAUCUUGCAAGAUGGCUCAGGGGUAUGCACCCUGGCGUUUGGCGCCGAUCCCGAACUGGAAUUUUGGAUCUUGGGCGACCCAUUUUUGCGACAGUUCUGCACUGUGCACAAUGUCGCAAACAAGACGUUGCAGUUCGCGCCGUCGAAGAAUGCGACGCACAAUCAAGGCGGCAAUGGGAACAGUGGGAAUGGAGGAGGCAGCGGGAAUGGAGGGGGUAGUGGGAAUGGUGGAAAUAGAGGCAAUGGAAAUCGCGGAAGCGGCGAGAAUGGAGGCCGCGGUAAGUUUCGGCUAAGUUUCUGACAAAAAAUCCGCAAUUAUCAGUCCGUCGGGAAAAUAAUGGGGACCCUUGCACGUCAAACUGAGAUAAGCUAAAACAGUCCCGUGAAUGGUUUGCCAAUUUGGCAAAAGAAAGCCCCAAAAAAACGUUUUGUCGGGGAAGAAAUGAGGAAUUUUUGGGGCGAGAGAGUACGUUUUUGCCCGUGUUUCUGUCUUCUCUGCAAAUUCAAGACGAAGUGUAAAAAACCGAUAGCGAAGAGUCUAUUCCGGUCGCCAGACUCCACAGUUUGACGCGAGUUGUGCUUUGGAAUUUCUAAUCAUCGCUUUGCGACGGGUAGCCAGGGCUGGGGAUUUGGUGUGCGACUGCAACAAAACAAUAUAUUUCGCUCCGAAAAAUCCACAUUAUUUUCCCGACAGACCAACGACAAAUCCAUAUUAUUUUCCCGACAAACUGGUAAUGGUCCUGCGCUUCAAUUUAACACCACUUUUUCACAUAAUUCUUCCAAAUUCGGAUUGAACUUUUGCAUGGUCAACUAAAGUUUUUUUAUGGCGCGUUUCAAGAACCGAACGGAAAAAAUCGAACUUUUUAGCCUCGAAAUAGGCUUUUAGCCAUUUCAUUUUUGUGACAUCUUGGCUACAUUGAUCCCUCUAAUCUAUAUUUUAGGCCACGGUCAUCGCCCCUUCGAUCCAUUUGCUCCCUGGAACAGCAACAACAACCCCUUCGGCAACUCUCCAUUCGGCAAUUCGCCUUUUGGCAACUCCCCAUUCGGCAACUCUCCGUUCGGUUCCCCGUUUGGCAACAAUAACCCGUUCGGUGGACGCGGCAACAAUCCCUUUGGAAGCCCGUUCGGAUCCUUCGGCAAUGGCCCGUUCGCUGGAAAUGGCUGGGAUUACGGUGACCCGUUCGGACGAGGUGGCGGAUUCGGCGGAGGCAAUGGCCUAGGGUUCGGGCGGAAUUUCGGCUGGUUAUUUGGAAACAACCAACCUUUCUUCAGAUAA